ACCAGAUGGAUGUAUAACUCAUCAAAACAAGAAAAAAUUAGAACAUAAGUCUAUGGAGAAGUUAACUCUUGUGGUAGCUUUCUUGCUUCUUGCGUCAUUCUUUCAACCUCUCACGGCUCAGUGCCCAGGAGUGAGAAGAGAUACAUUCCCGGAACUUCUUGGAGUACCAGUAAAGUUGGCUAGGGAAACAAUUCAGAAGGAAAAUCCAAGACUAAAUAUUGGAAGUUUUCUAAAUGGUUCUCCAGUUACACAAGAUUUUAGAUGUGAUCGAGUUCGUUUAUUUGUUAAUGUGUUGGAUUUUGUUGUACAAGUUCCCCGUGUUGGUUAAGGGAAAAAUGAUGUAUUCGCAUCGAGUGUAUACGUUUAUAGCUCAAGAAUAAAAAUUGAAGCUCUGUAAUUAAUGCUCCAUGCUUGUAGUCCAAUAUUUGAUGAUAAAGAAGUGUGCUUGCCUUUACAUUAAGUUAUCUUGUUCCUUGUAACUUGUAAGAUGAGUAUAUCAGUACUGCAUCAUUUUAUUUUGUUUUA
Messenger RNA from Capsicum annuum, 525 nucleotides. Its product is annotated as trypsin inhibitor 1. Gene Ontology annotation, biological process: response to wounding. Lineage: Eukaryota; Viridiplantae; Streptophyta; Magnoliopsida; Solanales; Solanaceae. Gene Ontology annotation, molecular function: serine-type endopeptidase inhibitor activity. Bases 53 to 328 code for a protein of 91 amino acids. The transcript is spliced from 3 exons. The record is from RefSeq and is a predicted model, not a curated record.